AUGAAAAUCUUAGCAAUUGGCGAUAUAUUUGGCAAAACUGGUCGGGAAGUUAUUAAAAAUUAUCUUUCGCAGUUAAAAAAGGAAGAAGAAAUUGACUUAAUCGUUGCUAAUGUAGAAAAUACUACUCACGGCAAAGGUAUUUCGUUUAACCACUAUAAAGAAUUGAAAAAGUAUGGUAUUGAUAUUAUGACUUCUGGAAAUCACGUAUUUUACUUAGAAGAAACUCAAAAAGAUAUGGAUAAGUUUGUGGACUUACUAAGGCCGCUUAAUUCUAACCCUUCCCACCCCGGCAAAGGAACCAUUUGUAUCGAGUUUAAAAAUAAAAAAAUCCGAAUUACCAACCUAAUAGGAACUACUUUUAUGCCAAUGGCGGCUGAAAAUCCCUACUUCGUUUUGGAAAAAAUAAUAAAUUUGCGGGAUUAUGAUUUACACUUAAUCGAUUUCCAUGCCGAAGCCACGGCUGAAAAAAUUGCUUUGGCAUGA
Messenger RNA from Funneliformis geosporum, 483 nucleotides. The record is from the annotation of a GenBank genome assembly. NCBI's taxonomy places the organism in Eukaryota, Fungi, Glomeromycota, Glomeromycetes, Glomerales, Glomeraceae.